Molecule: messenger RNA, 4461 nt
Organism: Uloborus diversus
Lineage: Eukaryota; Metazoa; Arthropoda; Arachnida; Araneae; Uloboridae
Product: sorting nexin-13-like
Exons: 24
Coding region: 251-3187 (978 amino acids)
Cellular component (GO): early endosome
Molecular function (GO): phosphatidylinositol binding
Source: RefSeq, a predicted model, not a curated record
AAAACAAAUCAAAUAUUUCGCAGAAAUUUGUUCCCCUUUACAGUACUGGUGAUAAAUUAUACUACUUAGUAACUGAAAAAAAAAAGAAAAAAAAAUUACUUUUGGGCCAAGUAGUACAAUUACUCAUGAUAUUUUGCAUGCUGAAAAUUAUAAAAUCAUCUUUUAAUGAUGUAAUUCUUUUCUCUUACACAUUUGCUUGUUGUUUUUAUCAAGUGAAUUUGUUUAAAGAAAUUAUACAAUUAUUUUUUAGAUGUUUAUCCUAAAUUUUUGGCUUUGGCUGAUUGUAGCACUUUGUCUUGCUACAUUUGGUUCCAUGAAAUGUAUUGCUAUCCUAAUAAGCUUUUUAGUUCUUAUAGUAAGUUUCUUCAUUGUGUGCCAUGUGCAAAGCAAAAUGACAAUUGUUUAUAAACUCAAUAGUAAAAGAAAAGUAAAAUAUCCCAGCUGUCUGCUACAGAUAAAUCCUACUAAAUACGAACCAAAACAGCUCAAAAGAGACCAGAGGCUAACAGGAUCCAGUAUGAUAGAUGAUCCUUUACAAGAGGUAUUAAACUUUGCAUUUAGGGAUUAUAUUAACACCUGGUAUUCUCACCUAUCUACUGAUGAAGAAUUUCUCUUAUGUUUAAAAGAACUUGUAAGGAAAGUAAUUGUAGCCUUUUCCAACAGAUUCAAAGAAGUUGAUUGGGUUCCAUAUUUAACUACAAAACUAGUUGAUGAUUUUGCUUCUCAUCUUCGCCUUUUUAGACAAGCUCAAUCCAAACUAAAAGAUUCACAGAGAAAAGAUCCUACUGCAAAUGUAAGUUUACUGUCUCUGUUUUUCACCUUUGAAACUGCAAUGGAAGAUAACCUGAGUCGUAAUUUAGUCAGUACUUCUCAGAAACAUGAACUUGAAUACUUACAAGAGCUUUGUGAAGUGAUCAUGUAUAUAGUGUUGCCACCUGAAGAUUUUCAAAAUUUAGUUUCAAGAUUAAUUUUAAGAGAAAUCAUUGUCAGUGCUGCAGUUUUGCCGAUCAUAAAUCUUGUAUCUGAUCCUGAUUAUAUUAAUCAGAUAAUAAUUUGGCUAUGCAAGGAUACUGUUUUAACUACAGAUGGUUUUUUACUUGUCAUAAGAUGCACUGAUAAUAUUGGUGAACUUCAAGCUGUUCUUGAGAUGGUCAAUCAUGAAAUUGCUAUUCAAAGAUCAAAAGACACCGGUGGAGAUGAUGAUACUGAUAUAAAGCAACAACUUAGCAGCUUAUUUUAUGUACAAAAAGUUGUGGAGACACAAAUGAGGAGACUCAGGGAGGGCACUGUUGAUACAGAUUCUACGGGUAUGCCUUCUGGUAUUGACUGGAAGGUGUUAAAUGAACCAGAUGUCAAACUGAUCUCACUCCAUUUUGAUGUAGUUUUAACUAAUAAUAUUGCUUUGCAUUAUUUCACUGAUUUUAUGAGUGCUCUAUCUGCUCAAGGUUUUGUAUUUUUCUAUCAUUCAGUAGAGAGCUACAAAGUAUCAGCAGAACAAAUGCUCUCCCAAGUAAAGUUAGCUCAGCUCACCAAGCAAUCUACUACACCUGCUGACUUUGAAUGUUUGCGGGAAGCUGCUGUACGCAUUUUUGACCUUUAUUUAUCUGAUAAGGCUACGCUGAGAGUCCGAUUAGAUGAACCACUCUUAAAAAAAUUAGCUAACAGGAUCCAUACAGAGCAACCUAGUCCCUCUUGGUUUGACGAAUCACAGAUGAAGGUAUAUGAAAUAAUGCAAGAAGAGCAAUUUUUUCCUGCUUUUAAAAAAAGUCAAAAUUACAUUAAACUACUUGCUGAAUUAGAUUUGCUAAAAGAGGGAAAUGCCAAGCCUGAAGAUGACAGUCUUUACUGCAGUCCGAAAUCAGGAAAUAAAGGUAGUUCAGAUGACAUUUCACUGUCAGAUAGCAUUAGUUUAAGUUCCUUGGACCCUGAUGAUUAUGGGAUAGAUUACACAGUACCUGAAGCAACCUCGCCUGGUGUUAUUUCCCCUACAGCAAUACCAGAAGAUGUCAAUUUAGAGGAAUGUGAUAUAUCAGCCCACAUUUUUAACAUGGGUAUCAACAAUGAUUCCGGAUCUCCAUUUGCUGUGUAUGCCAUCAUUGUUAAUCGCCGUGAUCCAAAUGGUGUAGAAGAUCAGUGGACUGUUGUUCGAAGAUACAGCGAUUUUAGGGAUUUUCAUUUUAAUGUUGUUCAAAAGUUUCCUCAUUUAAACAACAUGCAGUUCCCUGGGAAAAAAACCUUCAACAAUUUGAAUCCUAAUUUCUUGGCAAAGCGCACAAACCAACUCUCUGGAUAUCUACAGUGCCUCAUUAAUCCUGAGAUGUUGCAGUCUAAUGUGGGGCUGAAAACUCUUUUGCUGCAAUUUUUAGAACCAAAAGCUUAUGAAAAGGGGAAAAAACCCUUAGCAAAAAAAGUUGAUGCUCUUGUUAAUCCUUUGUGCUCAUCAAUGAAGUCUGUUGGUCACAUUGUAAAAUCUGUUCCGGAUUCCUUUAUGGAUGGACUCAAAGACGGCAUUGUAAAAAUUUUAGGAAAUCGCAGUGCUUCCCCUACUGAGGAAACUUCAUCUGAAACUUGUAAAGUUGCUGCUGGCCUUGAUGUGGAAGGUGAAGAUAACAUUCCCCUUCGAAUUUUAUUGCUAUUGAUGGAUGAGGUGUUCGAUUUGAAAAGCAAAGAUCAAUGGUUUCGUAAAAGGAUUGUGAUUCUUUUGAGGCAAAUCAUCAAUGCCACUUAUGGAGAUGCAAUAAAUAGGAGGAUCAUACAUUUUGUUCAAAAAUCUACAUCAGCUGAACAAAUGUCUGAGUACAUAAAGGCUUUCAGGCAAGCAAUGUGGCCAAAUGGAUUACUAGCAAUUCCCAAUCCAGAUAGAGAUUACAAAACAAAAAUGAGAAGUAGAGUGGUUGCAAAGCUCCUGUUGCUGUGCUCAAUACCAGAUGAGUUAAAACAUGUAAUUGGCAGUGAAACUACACGUAAAGGAAUCUUAUGUGUUUUUGAAUUGUUCCAAAAAUCUGAGUUAAACAGAAGGUUCUUUUAUGUUCUUCUUGAAGGCAUUCUUGAAAUCUUGUUCCCAGGGAACAAUUUGUCUGUUAUUAUACGAAGGUUACACAGCAGGUCAUCAUAUUCAUUCUUUGAUCAAAAGGAACAAUUGCAAGUUAGUCCUGUCAUAGAAAGAAAAAAUCCUUUGAACAGGUGACAAAAUCCAAAACAGUAUUAAUUGUGACAUGUCUCUUUUGUGUGAAUACUGUGGCUGUAAUGUGAAACAUUUACAUGUCUUUCAUAACUUUGUAGUUGCAUGUAUAUAAUGCAGUGAUUCUGAUUUUCCUCCACUUCCCUUUCCUGUGAUAUUACUUGUCUGAUUCAGUGACAAGUUUUUAUUUAUUAAGAAAAUAAUAUUCUUAUACAAGAAGUCUUAUCUUUUAAUGUUUAAAAUGAUUAUUUGUUUGUUCAGCUACAUAACAAUGUUUUAAAAUGUUUUUGUUAUAUAUGUCUCAAGCAGCAUAUAAUCAUAGAUAUUUUUAUUAUUGUUAUUAUCAUCACUAUUAUCUAUAUAAGUAGUUAUUUGUUUUAAAUAUUUGAAUAAUUGUGUAUUAACUCUAGUGUAUUUCGCCCAUCAUGUUGAAAAUAUGUAAAGUAAGGAUUUCUAGAUCCUUCUAAUAAUUUGUCAAGCAAAUUAAAAAUAUAUAAUUUUAGAUAUUAAUACAGAAUAAUGUUAAAGGAUUAAAUCACUUUCUAUUCAUAAAAAAAUAAUUAAUGAUGUUAUAAGUUUAAAAAAGAAAAUUGAAAACAUUAUUUAGGCAGAUAUUUCGAGGGUUUUUUUUUUUUUUUUUUUUGCAAUAUUUCCGGAAGAAUGAAUUCCAUUUUUUAAAAAAAGUUUUAUACUUUAAUAAUAGCCAGCAUUUUCUUUUCCUUUGUUUCCAAACCUCAGUCAAAUUCUAAUUUUUCCACAUUUUCAAGUUAAACAUAAUGGGAUAUUAUUUUGGCUUUGAUGAAAUAAAAAACUUCAGUCUUACAUUCAUUGAGGACAUUGUGUCAAAAAUGCUUUUUCAUUUUUUUUUCUCACAUCAUGACCAACAGAUAAUAAAAUGAUUGAAAAGUAAAUUUCCAUCAAAAAAUUGUUUUCCAAUUAAAAUAUUAGUGUCAUUUGCUUUUUAUUGAACUAGUUUUGAUGUCUUUCUCAAACUGUCUAUUUUAUUAAGUAUUCCUACAAUUUUUUGUGCAUGUUUAAUGUCUUAUCAUGUUGAUUCUAAAUUUUGUGCCAGUUCUGAAGAUUCAAACAAUCGGCAUCGACCCCAUCGGCCAAAAAAUGACAUCAGUCGAGCCCUAUAAGUAGUUAAUUUAUAGACUGUACUGAUAAUCUACACACACAAAUUUUCAAUACAUACAAACAUACUCUCUGCACAUUAACUUAUGUAACUUGGCUAAACACAUGCAAAAACAUUAUCUACAUAGUUGAAAGGAAAAAAAAAA